GCGGUUGCCUAGCGACCGGGCGUGUCCCGGAAGGCUGGGCGGAAGCUGGGCGGGACUUCCGGGGCGGUGGUUGCAUCAGAUUCUGGGAAGCCGGCGCCGCGGCUGCUGGUUUGUAAUUCCUACGAUGUCAGGUUCCUCUGGGGAGCAGGCUCCCGCCUACAGGUCCAUCCUGAGCAUUAGUGACGAGGCAGCCAGGGUGCAGGCCCUGAACGAGCACCUCAGCACGCGUAGCUAUGUCCAGGGGUACUCACUGUCCCAGGCAGACGUGGACGUGUUCAGGCAGCUCUCGGCCCCUCCCGCCGACACGCGCCUCUUCCACGUGGCUCGGUGGUUCAGGCACAUGGAAGCGAUCCUGGGUGGCGCCUGCGGCAGAGGCGAGCCCUGUGGGCGCCAAGCAAGUAAAGGUCGGCGGGGGCAGCCUCAGUGGUCUCCUCCAGCCGGGUCUCCGCCGUGCAAGCUCCGCCUUUACAACAGCCUCACCCGGAACAAGGACGUGUUUAUACCUCAAAACGGGAAGAAGGUGACGUGGUACUGCUGCGGGCCUACUGUCUACGAUGCAUCUCACAUGGGGCACGCCAGGUCCUACAUUUCCUUCGACAUCCUGAGGAGAGUGCUGCGGGACUACUUCGGGUUCGACGUGUUCUACUGCAUGAACAUCACGGACAUCGAUGACAAGAUCAUCAAGAGGGCCCGGCAGAACUACUUGUUUGAGCAGUACCGGGGGAAGCAGCCGCAGGCGGCCCAGCUCCUGGAGGAUGUUCAUGCCGCCCUGAAGCCGUUUUCAGUCAAGUUAAAUGAGACCACGGACCCGGACAGAAAGCAAAUGCUGGAGCGCACUCAGCGCGCGGUGGAGCUGGCCGCAGAGCCCCUGGAGAAAGCCGUGCGGGGCGGCCUCCCGGCAGAGGAGGCCGCCCGCUGCGCAGAGGUGUUGUUGGAAGAAGCAAAAGAUUUGCUCUCUGACUGGCUGGACUCCACACUGGGCAGCGAAGUUACGGACAAUUCUAUUUUCUCCAAACUGCCCAAGUUCUGGGAAGAAGAAUUCCACAGAGACAUGGAAACCCUGAACGUUCUCCCUCCGGACGUCCUGACCCGGGUGAGUGAAUAUGUGCCGGAGAUUGUGAACUUUGUCCAGAAGAUCGUGGACAACGGCUACGGCUACGUUUCCAAUGGGUCCGUCUACUUUGACACCGUGAAGUUUGCUUCCAGCGAGAGACACUCCUACGGGAAGCUGGUGCCCGAGGCCGUUGGGGACCAGAAAGCCCUGCAGGAAGGGGAAGGUGACCUGAGCGUCUCGGCAGACCGCCUGAGUGAGAAGCGGUCCCCCAAUGACUUUGCUCUGUGGAAAGCCUCCAAGCCCGGCGAGCCAUCCUGGCCGUGCCCGUGGGGAAAGGGGCGUCCGGGAUGGCACAUCGAGUGCUCGGCCAUGGCAAGCGCUCUCCUGGGAGCCUCGAUGGACAUUCACGGAGGGGGCUUCGACCUCCGGUUCCCCCACCACGACAACGAGCUGGCCCAGUCAGAGGCCUACUUCGACAACGACUGCUGGGUCCGCUAUUUCCUCCACACGGGCCACCUGACCAUCGCGGGCUGCAAGAUGUCCAAAUCGCUCAAGAACUUCAUCACCAUCAAAGACGCCUUGCAGAAGCACUCAGCGCGGCAGCUGCGGCUGGCCUUCCUCAUGCACUCGUGGAAGGACACGCUGGACUACUCGAGCAACACCAUGGAGUCCGCGCUUCAGUACGAGAAGUUCAUGAACGAGUUUUUCUUAAAUGUGAAAGACAUCCUCCGAGCUCCUGUUGACAUAACCGGUCGGUUUGAAAAGUGGGAAGACGAAGAGUCGGAGCUGAACAAGAGCUUUUACGACAAGAAGACGGCGGUGCACAAGGCCCUCUGUGAUAACGUCGACACGCGCACGGUCCUGGAAGAGAUGCGGGCUCUGGUCGGCCAGUGCAACCUCUACAUGGCGGCCCGGAAGGCCGCGAGGAGGAGGCCCAACCGGGCUCUGCUGGAAAGCAUCGCUCGGUACCUCACCCACAUGCUCAAGGUCUUUGGGGCCAUAGAAGAGGAAAGCUCCCUGGGAUUCCCGGUCAGAGGACCUGGGAGCAGCCUAAAUCUCGAGUCCACGGUCAUGCCCUACCUGCAGGUGUUGUCGGAGUUCCGAGAAGGCGUGCGGAAGAUCGCCCGAGAGCAGAAAGUCCCUGAGGUCCUGCAGCUCAGCGACGCCCUGCGGGACGACAUCCUGCCCGAGCUUGGGGUGCGGCUCGAAGAUCACGAAGGGCUGCCGACCGUGGUCAAGCUGGGGGACAGAGAGACCUGGCUGAAGGAGGGACAGGAGAAGAGACGGGUUGAAGAAGAGAAGAGGAAGAAGAAAGAGGGGGCCGCCAGGAAAAAACAGGAACAAGAGGCGGCGAAACUGGCCAAGAUGAAGAUCUCACCCAGUGAGAUGUUCUUGUCAGAGACUGACAAAUACUCCAAGUUUGAUGAAAACGGUCUGCCCACACAUGACAGCGAGGGCAAAGAGCUGAGCAAAGGGCAAGCCAAGAAGCUGAAGAAGCUUUUGGAAGCUCAGGAGAGGCUCCACAAGGAGUACCUGCAAAUGGUUCAAAACGGAAGCUUCAAAUGAAACAGCAGGGGACUCGGUUUUCACACCAAGCCGUCGGUGGCCUGACGGCUUUCUCUCUGCGUCCUUAGUGACACUGCCCCACGCUCGAUGACGUUUACAGUGGCCCUCGGGUCCCAAAUUGAGAAUUGUGUUCACCUGCCGUCGUCGGCUCUGAGACUCCGUAAUAAACUUUUCCAGGCAGCAGG
Messenger RNA from Acinonyx jubatus (cheetah), 2805 nucleotides. RefSeq names its product cysteinyl-tRNA synthetase 1 (gene CARS1). The coding region runs from base 125 to 2620 and encodes 831 amino acids. Gene Ontology annotation, molecular function: ATP binding; cysteine-tRNA ligase activity. The transcript is spliced from 23 exons. NCBI's taxonomy places the organism in Eukaryota, Metazoa, Chordata, Mammalia, Carnivora, Felidae. Gene Ontology annotation, cellular component: cytoplasm. The record is from RefSeq and is a predicted model, not a curated record. Gene Ontology annotation, biological process: cysteinyl-tRNA aminoacylation.